UCUCCAUUUUUGUUUUCUAUUCAUUUGUACGAUUUGGUAUUUUCCAAGUGAAAUCUGUUUUAUUCUUGCAGCUAUUUAAGCAUUCCCAUGGCUCGCCCUACCGAUUCUGUGAAGGACAUCGAAGGAUUUGUGGAAGAUUGCAGUUAGUUGUAAGCAUAUAUGGUCUGUAACAAGUUCUUCAAACAAAGAACGUUUUAGUUGAUUCGAAGCAUGAUAUGAUUCAAGCGAUUGUACCUACUUAUUUGGUUUUCAAAUUCAAGUCCGAACUAUCAGCUGGAUGUUCUUAUAUCAUGCAGAAUUUCAAAGUUUCGAAAAAUGACUUCUCUUUUAAGUCGACGAAUCAUUCUUACAAAUUGGUUUUAUGUGGAUCAACUUCUGUUAAGAAAUCAGACCUUCCUGACAUUCCUGCUUAUUACUUUAACCUUCUUGGAUGGGAUGCCAUAGUUGAAGGAAGGUUUCAGUCUAAUGUUUUGGUUGAUAUCCUUGGAGGUAUUAUUGAGAUUUCUCAAUCUCAAAUAAAUGGUGACAAUCUCAAAAAAAUGGUGACAACAACAAGAACAGAGUUGUUUUUACCAUUGUUGUUUUUGUAUGCAUGUACUGCCGACUCAGGCUCCACCAUUCUUGAUGAUCAGGUAGGAAGAGCUUUUGUUGCGGCAAACUAUAAGGCUUCCUUCUAUAAGGAAGCCUUGUAUGUGAGAGGUGCACACAUAUGCUUGAAUGGAUCAUCCUUCUUUUAUGUAAGAGGUGCACACAUAUGCUUGAAUGGAUCAUCCUUUUUUCAUGUGAGAGGUGCACUUGAUCCUUCUUUUAUGUGAGAGGUGCACACAUAUGCUUGAAUGGAUCAUUUUUCAAAUAUAUGGUCUUUAAAGACGUAUCUCUUUCUUUUAAUUAGUUGGUAUUGGAAGUUACAAUAAUUGUUUCCCAAUAAUCCUUCAUUGUACAUAAUAUAUUUAAUUACUGGAAUAUUAUCAUC
Vicia villosa (hairy vetch) is the source of this 973-nucleotide messenger RNA. RefSeq lists its product as uncharacterized. Bases 216 to 815 code for a protein of 199 amino acids. The transcript is spliced from 3 exons. NCBI's taxonomy places the organism in Eukaryota, Viridiplantae, Streptophyta, Magnoliopsida, Fabales, Fabaceae. The record is from RefSeq and is a predicted model, not a curated record.